Diuraphis noxia (Russian wheat aphid) is the source of this 11603-nucleotide messenger RNA. It is a transcript of the gene sls, whose product is annotated as sallimus. Gene Ontology annotation, molecular function: protein kinase activity; protein binding. The record is from RefSeq and is a predicted model, not a curated record. Lineage: Eukaryota; Metazoa; Arthropoda; Insecta; Hemiptera; Aphididae.
ACGAAUAUAGAACUUCAUUUGACUUUAAAACUGGUGAAGCCAUUUUAACAUUAGUAAAUCCUAUGGAUGUAGACCGAUCCACGUAUCUAGCUAGGGCGGUGAAUAUUCACGGGAAAUCUGAAUGCAUGGCACAUAUUACAUUUGAAAAAGAAGAAUAUGGUGAAGCGCCCAAGUUUGUGGAACGAUUGAAACCGAAAGUUGUGAAAGCCCAUGAAACGACUGAACUCACAUGCUUAGUCAGAGGUGUUCCAUUACCAUCAAUAGUAUGGUGCCGUGAUGAUGAAGAAAUUAUUCCAGAUGAAAAUCAUAUGCUAAUUUACACUCCUGAAACAGGAGUGUCCAAACUUAUUAUAGUGCAUCCUGAUGAUAUUGAUGAGUCAACGUACACAGUGAACGCAAUUAAUAAAUUUGGAAGAGCUGAGUGUAGGGCAAAUUUGAUAGUUCAAAAAGAUGAACUUGGAGAGGCACCAACAUUUGUACAACCAGUUAAACCAAAAAUUGCCAAAUCAAAUGAAAUAACUGAACUUAAAUGUACUGUUAGAGGAACACCGAACCCAUUAGUAAUUUGGUGCCGUGGAAAUGAUGAAAUAAUUCCUGAUGAAUGUCACUUGGUUACAUACCACCAGGAAACUGGAGAAUCGAUCUUAACGAUUUUAAAUCCGACUGAAAUCGAUGAAACUAUGUAUACCGUGAACGCCGUGAAUAAAUACGGCCAAGCACAAUGCCGGGCGAAUUUAAUUAUACAAAAAGAUGAAUCGGGCGAAGCACCAAURUUUGUAGAACCAAUAAAACCAAAGAUCGCCAAAGCUAAUGAGUCCACCGAAUUAAGUUGUUUGGUUAAAGGAAUACCCACACCUACUGUAAUUUGGUUUAGAGGUGAUGUAGAAAUAAUUCCAGAUAUCACUCAUUCAAUUGAAUUUAUACCGGAUACGGGUGAAUCGAAACUAAUUAUUUCAAAGGCCACAGAAGUUGAUCAAAACACAUACACUGUGAAGGCAACUAAUAAAUAUGGCAGAGCUCAAUGUCGAGCAAAUGUAAUUCUACAAGAAGAUGUUUUUGGUGUAGCCCCAACUUUUGUUGAGCCUAUUAAGCCCGUACUAGCAAAACCAGACCAAACAACUAUUUUACGGUGUUUGGUGAAUGGUAAUCCGAUGCCAACUGUUGUUUGGUGUCGUGAAAAAGAAGAAAUUGUUCCUGAUGACAUGCACACAAUUCAGUUUAUUCCAGAGACUGGAGAAUCCACAUUAACCAUUGAAAAACCAACAACAGUUGAUGAAGCACAUUAUACUGUAGAAGCAAUAAAUAAAUUUGGAAGAGCUAUGUGCAGAGCGAAUUUAGUUUUAGAAAAAUAUGAUACUGGAAUUGCUCCAAAAUUUAUCGUCCCGAUCAAACCCAAAGCCGUCAAGCCAACCGAAACUGUAGAACUUCGUUGCUUGGUUACCGGGACACCAAUGCCUACCAUUGUAUGGUGUCGCGGAGACGAAGAAAUCUUGCCAGACGAAAGUCAUAUCGUAUCUUAUACAUCGGAGACCGGCGAGUCAACGCUAACAAUCUGUAAUGCUACGGAAUUGGACGUAAACGAUUACACUGUGAAAGCAGUCAAUGAUUUCGGAGUGGCACAGUGCAAAGCCAAUCUGAUUAUAGACGAAUUCGUAGAAGAAAUACCUGAAACGUUAGAGGAGGCGCCAUCUAUAACGAAACCUUUGCAACCUAUUAUAGCCAAAAAAGAUUCGUGCGUGACGUUAGACGUGCAUUUCAGAGGUACUCCCGAGUUAAAAGUUCGGUGGUUCCAUAACGGUAAGGACAUAACUGAUAAGAAAACAUUCGGGCGUACCUUAACUAUAACGGAAACUACGACCGUGAUCAUUAUUAAAAAGAUUACCAAGAAGACCACUGGGCAUUAUGAAGUUGUAGUUACUAAUAAUCGCGGAGAAGCGAAAACAUCUACUACAUUAUUGAUCGAAGACGAAGAUGAUAAGGAAGAGACGAUCGAGUCAGAAAAGCUGGUGGUCGGGAAAGCGCCAUAUUUCGAAACGGAAUUGCAAACCGAAACAAUWUGGGAGGAGGAAGAGGAAGUAGAGGAAACUUUAAUACGUCUCGUCGUAAGAGUAAAAGGUACACCGACGCCCAAGACCCAUUGGUACGAAAACGGCAUAGAAAUAACUCCCAGUGAGGAGUUUGAAAUUGAAGAAAAGGACGAAGGAGUAUCUGUGUUGACUGUUAAGAAAAAGCCAACUGAGACCGUUCGGGAAAUAACUUGUGUGGCAACGAAUGAGUACGGGACAGCUACAACUAGUACAUUAAUAAUCACAGGUAUCAAAGGGACGAAAGCCUACAGAAAGCCGUCGUGGGUUACUCAGAUGGAAGAAUUGCGGGAACAAUUACAAGCUUUCCAAAGUGUACCAAGCUUUGUAAACGAGUUAAAAGAUGAGCGAGCUGUUGAAAAUGAAACUGUUGUGUUUGAAUGUCAAUUUUCAGGAAAUCCUACUCCUGUGAUUAUAUGGUAUCAUGAUGAUAAAAUUGUCAGGAACUCAUCGAAUAUUCAGGUUAAAAUCACUGACACAAAAACUACAUUGACUAUCAAAAGAGUAACAAAAGAAGAUGAAGGUGUUUAUGUUUGCAAAGCAAACAGCAAUUUAGGAGAAGCUAAAAAUAAAUCAAAACUUUAUGUUAAAAAACAUAGGGACGAAACAUUCACAGCCACCGAAGAUGAAGUGGAAGUGCAAGAAGUGCAAGAAGUGAAGAAGAUAAAAAAGACUAAAAAGAAGGCUAUGAAAAAGAAACAAAAAAAAGAAUCUGAAUCAUACAAUGAAACGGAAACAAAAGAAACGCUUCGUAUUACUACUUCUAAAAUGGUAGAAGAGAAAYCAUCGUUACCAGAACACGAACCAUUGUCCACGUCAGAAACAUUUUCGGAUGAGACGGUCAAGGAAGUGCGUGGAUCCGAAUUUGUUCGCCCAAAACUAAUCGAAGAACCAGCACUGUUCACAGCACUUAAAGUCAAGGAGCCAUCAGUGGUCAAUGAAGUUGAACAAGUAUUGGAUCAAGUUGAAUUGGCCGAGUUUGGACCAGCUGAGUGGCCCUUACGAGAAUUGGCCACUAUUGAUAUACUCACCCGACACGGAAUAUCCACGGAACAGGUGAUUGAAGAGUACACGUCAGGCCAGUUUCCUGCAUUGAGGACUGCGCCGGCUCAGUCAGCUAUGGUGCAUCUUAUCGAACGUGAAGGGUAUACAUCUUUGGUUGCUGAUGUCUUCACGAAAGAAUCGACAAUACCUGAAACUGUCAACGAAGUGUUUAAGGCAUUCAUGACAAUGAUUGAGUUGAAACAUAGCACACUWGAAGAGAUCAUAACCUACUUGAUGCCAGAAGAUUUUCAAACUAGCACCUGGGAUUUUGAACACGCAUCUCAAAUUACUACAGAUGAUACGAUAACCGAUACAGCUGAAAUUAGCGAGCCCGUAAACAUAUUAGUCAAUGAAGUUAAAAAGAAAACUCGAUCAACGAAAGAAUCAACUAAAAUAACCAAAGAGACUUUAUCAAUUGACGAUGGACAAGUACAGAACAUGCUAGAUGAUAGCAAUAUUAAAAUCACUGAAAUCACAGAUAACAGUAAUAUUAUAAUUGAUGUAUCAGAAGAUAAACCGAUUAAAACGGAAAAAGUAAUAAAACAAAAAAAUAAGACAGAUUAUAUAACUACCCGUGAAGAUAAGGAAAAAGAAGAAGUGAUCACAAAAGAAACAAAUAUGGUAAAAAAAAUUAAAGUGAAACGAUCAAACCCUGAUGAAGAAAUUAUCCCUGAAGAAAUAACAUACGAAUUUGACGUAGAAAAGUAUCCUGUUAUAUCUCCAACUAUUCUGAAAACAUCAAAAACUUUAAACGAAACCAUCGCUCAGCAAGAAGCUGUUGAGUUGUCAACUGAUUAUAAUAAUCUACCAGAAAAAGCACACAUUAGAAUUAUAACAAGAAGCGCUGCAGAAAGCAUUGUAACAAAAGACGAAGAGAAGGAAGAAAUGCGAAAAGAAACGUUGGAAAUAAAGAAACAUAAAGCAAAUUCUGUUUUUGAAUGUAAUGUAAGUUUUUCAACAGAUAAUCCUGACACUCAAUCGCCUCUUGAAGAAAUAGUUAAACCAUUUGAAUUCAUUCCAUGUAUGGCGAUAAAAGAUUUUAUACCAAAAGAAAGUGUAAAAAUUAUUGAAAUUUAUCCUAAUCAAAGUCUAGGUAAAGGACCAGAGUACAAACCACAAAAUAAAGAAGCUAAUGUUACUGUAAUUUCACAUUUACAAAAAGUAGUUACAGAAUCAAUUGCCUCUACAAAGGAAGGUGAAAUAGUGCCAGAAUUUAUACCACAGAAAAAAAAAGCAACACAAGAAUAUAUUGAACUUGAGAGUAUCAAUGUCGUGGAAGUUAAUGAAGCACAUACUGAAAGUCAAUUACAAGACGUGUUUAAACCAACACUAGUGAAGCCUUCAGUUGAAUAUCCACUAAAUGAACAAUUAGUUAUCAGUGAAUCACAUUAUGAAAUUCAACCAGAAAAAUACUAUCCAGAAAUAAUUGUGCCCACUGAAAUCGCUAAACAAUUAAUAGUACCAUCAAACAAUGCUAUAACCGCAUUCCAAAUAGAAUCCGCAGAAAAAGAAGCAAAGUAUAAUCGAAUAAAACCACCAACUGCAUAUAAAGCAGAUAUUUCAGUUAUUCCCAAAAAAUAUAUUGAAGUCAGUGAGUCAAACAUACAAGAAAAAGAAACUAAAUUAGAAAAAGAAAAAAUACCAGAGAAAUCAUUCGCAAUUUCUGAUAUAAUCGUACAAUCAAGUAUAAUUGUAAAUUCAGUUGAUCAAGAAGAAAAUGAAGAAAAAUUCAGUUCUCAUUUACCUCAACCACAUACUGCAAAACUAACAAUAAACAAUCCAAAUAAAGUGUGUACUUCGUCAAUAAUAGAAAUGAAUGAAGCAGAAUCUGAUUUAAAAGUUCCGCUCGUUCCAGAAAUGAAACAAAUUGAAAGCUCCGUUUUUGGCUUAGAAGUGCUGGAUGUAACUGAAAUUAUACCUAACGAGACAGAAUCAAAUUUUACAUCACAAUCAGCAUUAGAAUUAUUACCACAUACGAGUUUUACCGAAAACAAUUCAUACAUUGUCACAGAAACUACACCUGAUGAAUAUUCAACCGAUUUAUUAAAGCAAUUGAACUACAAAACAUAUGAGGCGGAACCAAAAUUUGAGGAAUUAGAAGCUAAACAAAUAUCUCAGAUUGAUGUACACGAAAAUGAUAGUCCAUUAAACGAAAUUUCUAAACCAACUCCAGUUAAACUGGAAACAAAAUUUGCCCCAAUUCAAAGUAUCACUGUAGAACAAACAAUUGCGGCAGAACAAGAACAGUGCUUGUUAUUGAAGGUACAACCAAAAUUGCACAAUACCGUAAGUGUACCAUCUCACUCUCUACAAGCUGUAGUUAUUGAAGAAAUUACACUGGAGAAUUGUGUUACAAACCUAGAAAACACGUUUGAUGACGAUAAUCGUAACACAUCAAAAACAGCCCACAUUAAUUUUGUAGAUGACCAAUGUAUUAUUGUAAAGGAAGUUUCAGCUUAUGAAUCAGAAUCAAAUUUAUCACUUGAUUGUCAACCUGAAAAUGUAUGCGCAGUACCAGAGUUUUCUGGUCAUGAUGUAGCUGAAACAAUAGAARUAAUUUCAAAUGAUGCCGUUGAAAAAUUGAAUAUAAAAAAAUAUAAAAAUGAUAAAGCAGUACUCAAACACGUACCAUAUGAAGCACUUAUCUCAGAAGUCACAUCUACUAAUGAGUUGGAAGAUGUUUUACAUAAUAAAGAAAAAAAACAGCCAAAAACCUUAAACGUUACAAUUGAUGAAGUAAUUAGUGUAAAUAUUAUAGAACCACCUGUUUAUGAAAAAGAAAAAAUUUCAAUUGAACAAAAAGAGUUUAAAACUAAAAACGCUAUUACUGAAUUUGUUCCAAUUGAGGCGGUUAAUCGCUCGGAAAUUGUGACUGGAGAUUAUACUUUAGAUUUGAUACAACCGGAGGUUUCUAAAUUGCACGCAUAUCAUCAACCUAGUACAUUUGAAAGUGUCAUCUUGUACGAAACCAACAUAUCUGAAAAAGAAAAAAUAAUGAUAAACCAUAAAUUGCCAUCACCAUGUUUGGCAAAUACAUCGUUAAUAGUUGAUGAAGCAAUAGAGGUUACUGAAAUAACUUCUGACAAUAGACCAGAAGAUAUUUUUGAUUCAAUUGUGCCUAGAGAAGAAAAAGCUGAAACUAAUAUUAUUCCAUUUAAAUCUCUUGAAGCUCAAGAUAUCAUGACCUGUGAAAAUGUUGAGGCAGUAACAGAUAAGAGUCCUAUAACAGGAGUUGCCCAUAUAUCUCAAAAACCGUUUCAUAGUAUAGAAACGACAUUAAUAAUAUCAACAGAUUCAGAAAAUAAGCUAUCGGAAUUUGUGAUGCCGAAUUUAAAAAAAGCUGAAACUAACUUUAGUGAAUUAGAUAUUCCAAUUAGUGUAGUUGAAAUUUUAACGCAAGACAAAGAAUUAGAUUUUAAAGCUAACGAAAUUCCAUCACAUACAUUGGACAAACAAGAAAUUAUCUUAGAUGAAUGUCGGGAAACGUUAGAAACAAUGGUAUGCAAUUCUACUUGUGAUUUUGAUGAGUUUACACCACAACCAGUUUAUGCUUUGACAUCUAAAAGUACUCAAAUAGCAAUCGAGUUACUAGAAACGGCUCCUCUUGAAAAAGAAGGAGGUUUAGUGGAUGAUAAGAUAGUUUCAAAGAAGCGUGCUGAUUUCACAUAUGAAGAAGUAAAGAGUAUUCAAAUCACUGAACAAGUUAAACUUGACACCAAGCAAAACUUAAUAAUUGAAAGUAUACCUACGGAGCAGAAAAGUAAUAUUAUAAUUACAGGACAAGAUGUCGCAGAAACAUUUGAGACAAUCAUUGAAAGCCCCAUUGAAGAAUUAAAAAUAGAAUUUCCAAAAGAAAAAUCGGCAAAAACUAUUGGAGCAAUAGAAGUUCAUGGCGUUGAAAUAUCUGAAAUAAUAACACAGGAGACAGAAUCUGCAUUCGAUGAUAAUAAACGACAUAAAAAAAAAACAGUUAAUGUUUUAGUUGAAGAUAAUUCACCAUGUUAUAUGGUUACUGAAAUAUUUCCAAAUGAAAAAGAAACUCAACUUAAAGACAAAUCUCAGCCUAAUUAUUGCCAUGCUGAACAAGAUAUUUUAAGCCAUGAAGGACUGCAAGUUAAUGAAACAAAUGUUUCAAUUUGUGAAAAAGUGUUAGAUGAUUUUGAAUAUUCAACAAAAUUAGGAAGUCAARUAAUAGAACCCCUCAAAUGUAUUGAAAUAUCUGAAGUAAAUGUUCAAGAGCCAGAAUGUAAUUUAUUUAAAUUAGUUCGUCCAAAAAUGGAAAUUGCCGUUCAUGGUUUAAAUGAAAAUGUAGGGCUUAUAAUAAAUACUACAGUAAUUAAUGAUAAAGAAAAUGAACUUAAAAUAGAUAAAUUAAAUACUAAAAAUGCAACUAAAGUUUCAAAUUUAAUUGACUAUAAAGUUCCACAGAAAUCCGAAAAAAACACCUUAGAGUGUGUUAAACCCUUAAAAGUUACAAAAGAAACUGUACAACAAGCUAUAUCAGAACAUAUAUUAUUGGAAGGUAUACAUACAACAGAAGUCGAUUUACAAGAUACUGAAAUUCCGUUUGAUCAAUCAACAAAAUCAACUGAAAAAUCUGCCUCUCUAGAGUAUGAAACGGAGCAAACCUUAGAUGUAACCGAAGUAUGUGUAGGAGAAUCAGAAUCAGAUUUAAUUCCAACGUCUUUACCAAGAAGCCACAUUGCAGUAAGUGAUAUGUCAGAAGCUCAACAAGUUGCAUCCAGUUUUGAAAUGAUCUCUCAAAAUUCUACUAACAAUUUAACUGUCAAAGCAUUGCCGUCAAUAACUUCUAUAGUUCCACAACUUACAGAAAUUCAUAGCAUAGAAGUUACUGAAACACUCUAUCAAGAAAGUGAAAUACCUUUUAAAGCAGUUGAAAAUGUUUUAAAAACUGGAAGUAUUACAAUUCAAUUGGACCAAAAUAUUGAAGUAACAGAGACUAUUACGAAUGAAUCAGAGAAAACAUUAAAUUCAGUUGAAGUGAAUAAAGAUUCAGUAGCAAAUAUAGUAUUUGACGAAAAUCAGACUGUUAUGAUCGAAGAAAUAGAAACAUCUGACGAUAUUGCUCCGUUAACUGAAAUUGCAUGUAAACCAUUAAGUGCUAAGAAACAAUUUGAACCAUUAUUAGGAAUUUUAGUAACCGAAGUUAUGUCCGAAGAAUCUGAAAUUACUCAUGAAAAACCAAUCCCGCCACUAUUAAAACAUGUUACGCAAAUAAUACCAGAACAUCAAAGUUUGAAUGUAACUUCUACUAUAUCAGUAGAUACAGAAAGUAUUCUGAAAAAACCUAAGCAAGAAAUUCAACAAAGUGCACAAAGUUCAUCGGUAUACAGUCCUAUGAAAGUUGCACAAUUUGAAGAAAAAAUUAUACAAAUGGGUUUGAACGAUCUAAAAACCACUACGCCAAGUGAAAUAUAUUUAAAACCAUUCCAAAUUCCUUUUGAUUCAAUCAAUCAAUUGGAAAUCAGUCCAUUAGAAAAAGAAGGUGAAUUGGAAGUGACAAUAAACCAGAAAAAUGAAGUGGCAAACAUUAAUAUGGAUACUAUUAACAUAUUUGACACAACAGAAAUUAUACCCUGUGAAAAAGAAUCUGUCUAUAUUCCUUUAACAAAACCAAUCACAAGACAAGCUUUAAUUGAUAUAACUGACAGUCAACCAGUUAGUAGAGUUUCAGAAAUAAAAACAGAAGAUAGCACGAGUGAAUUAAAAAUUCCAAAAGUCGUUACAUGUACAGUAAUACCAUCUCAGGAAGUUGUCCAUGGUGUUGUGAUUGUUGACAAUAUAAGUCAUGAUAGAGAGGAGAUAUUUGAAAAGGAAUAUAAACCACCACUUACUACUGCCAAAAUAAACGUAGAAAAUGAAAAAGAAACGAAAACUGUAACCGAAAUUAUAACUCAAGAAAUGGAAGGACAGGUUAAAAAUUUAGAUAUGCCAUCAACUAAAAUAGCUCAAGUAGAAAUAACCUCUGGAAAAGAGAUAGCUGAAAUAAUAGAAACAAUAUCAAAUACUGCUUUAGGAUCAUUAAAAGAUUUUGUUACUAAAUCAUCAACAGCUAUUCCAGUACAAGAUACAUUUAAAAGUAUUCAGUCUACCAUAACUAUAACAGAGGACAAAGAAAAUUCAUUCUCCUCUAAUUUGAUCUAUGAAAAAUCUAAAGUUGACAUAAAUAUCGAAGAAUCAAAAAGCGUAAAUAUAACUGAAGUAAUUGUGGAAGAUAAAGAAGAAAAAUAUAUUUCCCCGGAAUUACCAACAUUAAUGACUGCUGGGGAAUCAAUUUUAACAAAUGAAGCAGCUGAAAAUACUAUUAUAUUAACUAAUGAACAUUUAAGAACACUAGAGAAGCUUAAAACAAAAGAAGAAUCGGCUAAUAUUGUACUCGAUACAUUUACGAAUAUAUAUCAAACUGAAACAACUGUACAAGAGAGUGAAAAAAAUUUUGAACCUGUUGAACAAAUUUUAAAUAAAGCUGAACUAACAAUGAUACCUAACAAUAGCUUAAUAAUAACUGAAGUAAUAACGGACGAUAAGGAUGAAAAGUURCACAUAAAAAAUGGACAGAAAUCACAAAAAGUUACUACAUCUUUAUCGAAAUUACAUAAAGCGCCGCAAGUAUCAGAAAUCAUUUCAUCAAUUACAACUAGUGAUGUAUUUAUUCCCGGCAUUGAUAAUAAUCAUGCAUUGAUUUCACAAUCAGAACUAYAUGACACAGUGAUAUCAACUGAAAUAAAUGCGUUAGAAAAAGAAAAAUUGUUUACACAAAAGAUUAAAUUUGACAAAUUUAAUGCAGAGAUUAAAUUUAAAGAAGAUAAGUCACUCAAUGUUUUUGAAACCGUCUCAAACGAUAAAGAACUGCCAUUAGCAAUAAAUAAACCUUUAGAAAAACAAGCAUCAUUAACUCAAUCGUCAUUUGACGUUUUUACUAUUUCGGAAAAUACGAUAAAUGAAUCUGAAAUGAAUCUUGAAUCAACAAUAGUACCAGAAGAACAAAUGGUCAAUAUAUUAUUCGAAAGCAAUGUUAAUGUGCAGGUGACUGAAGCGAAUAUUAUUGACASUGAAAGUGAUUUGAUAACCCCUAUUCAAAAUGCUGAAACUGCUACCAUCUCUAAAUUAAUAACACAGCCAGUUGCAAAUGUUACUGAAAUUAUCACUAGUGUGAAUGUUCAAGAAUUACCUAUAUUGAAUCAACCUGAAUAUAGAACUGCAACUCCAUUACAAGUCCAAUCGACGUAUAAAAGUAUAUUACAAACGGAGAUUGAUAUAUCAGAAUCGGAAGGUAUUUUAGAUAAACCAAAAUGUAUCAAUGAAAAAGCAUCGAUUAAAACUGAAACAUUUGAUAACAUAAUAAUAACAGAACCAGAAGUAUCUGAAAAAGAAGGAUUACUUGAAGGAUUAAAGAAAACUGAUUUGAGUCAAGCACAACUUUUAUUAGAAGAAACAAAAUCUAGUAUCAUUAUUUCAAAUGUUGCUAGUGAAGAUAAAGAGACUGAAUUUACUAUUGGACCACAACGCAAAAGUUCAGUAGCCAAAAUUACUUCAGAAAAUUUACAAGCAAUCACAAAUAGUGAACAAAAUGUUUCUGAAAAAGAAGGUACUUUACUUAUGAAAAUUCCGAGAGACGAAACCGCAAAUGUGAUAUUUGAAGAUGUUCAGUCGGAAAUUGUAGUUUCAACUGUAUUACCUGAGUAUAAAGAGGAAAAUUUAAAAAUAAAAAAUACAACAUAUUCCACAGCGAAGCUUUUGACGGAAAAUUUUGAAAGCUUAAUACAAAAUGAACAAAUUGUGAAUGAAAAAGAACAAAUCAUAAGACUUGAACAAAAUCCAGCAAUAACUAAUGCAUCAGUCUCAAUUGAAAAAGCAAAAACAGGAGUGGUUGUUUCAGAAGUAUUAACUCAUGAUAAAGAAAACGAUUUUCAUGAAUCACAAGUAAGAAGGACAUCAAAAGCGUCAAUAUCUACAGAAGAAUUGAGACCACUAAUAACAACAGAGACGCGACAUUUAUCAAACGUAGAUGAACUAAAAAUACAAAAAAUAGUUCCGGAUGAUGUCGCAAAGAUAAAAUUAGACGAAUUUAGACACCUAACAGUACAUGAACUAAUUACUAAUGAAACAGAAUCUAAGAUGAUACAAAUAAAACCGAUUAAAUUUAAUAUAUCACCAACUAUAUUAGAAAUAAUACCAUUAGAAUCAAAUCAAGUGGAAACGGAGACUCAACCAAUUAUAUCAAAAGAACCAUACAUGAUGAGCGAAUUAUAUGCAGAAAAACUUGAACCACAAAAAAAUGAUAGUAUCAAAAACAACGAAGACAAAAUUCUAGAAUCAACUAUAAAACUAAAACAAGAUGCAAUCGACGAUAACAGAGCAUCAAUCACUGAAAUACCAAUGGACACAGGUAAAAUAAUAUACAAAUUACUAUUAAUCGGAAAACUAUUUAAAAAUCCUACUGAUAUUCCUUCU